UCGGGAACGUGCAGCGAAGUAACGAGACUCUGCGAGACCGCGGCUGGUGAUCGGCUCGGUGCGAGAGGACGUUGGUCGAGGGGCUGCGAUCAUGCGUUGGGGGGUCCUGUGUUUUGCCCUCUGCCUCCUCGGGGUGGCCCAGAGCGGCAGGAAGAUGCCCAAACUGUCCGACAGGAAGCUCUGCGCGGACGAGGAGUGCAGCCAUCCCAUUUCCAUAGCCGUGGCGCUGGCCGACUACGUCCCGCCGGACUGCCGCUUCAUCCCCGUCAGACGCGGCCAAACCAUCUACGUCUUCUCCAAGCUGAAAGGCAGAGGGAGGCUCUUCUGGUCGGGAAGUGUUCAGGAUGAUUAUUACGGCGAGCAGGCGGCGCGGCUCGGAUAUUUCCCCAGCUCCAUCGUCCAGGAGGAACAUUACCUGAUGCCCGGGAAAGUGGAGCUCAAAACUGACGCGUGGGACUUCGCCUGCCAGUGACAGAAGAAUCCGACCUCCGGCAGUAAUACCCCCGACACUGUA
Molecule: messenger RNA, 514 nt
Organism: Spea bombifrons (plains spadefoot toad)
Lineage: Eukaryota; Metazoa; Chordata; Amphibia; Anura; Pelobatidae
Gene: MIA
Product: MIA SH3 domain containing
Exons: 4
Coding region: 92-472 (126 amino acids)
Biological process (GO): extracellular matrix organization
Molecular function (GO): protein binding
Source: RefSeq, a predicted model, not a curated record